Engraulis encrasicolus (European anchovy) is the source of this 3757-nucleotide messenger RNA. RefSeq names its product fem-1 homolog a (gene fem1a). The record is from RefSeq and is a predicted model, not a curated record. NCBI's taxonomy places the organism in Eukaryota, Metazoa, Chordata, Actinopteri, Clupeiformes, Engraulidae. Bases 154 to 2007 code for a protein of 617 amino acids. The transcript has a single exon. Gene Ontology annotation, molecular function: protein binding.
UUUUGAAAGUAGCCUUUAAAUGGGAGAAAAAUGCAGGAAAGAGACAGGGGCACUGCCAAGGUUUCCUCUCUUUAAUUGAGUAACCAAACGCUACCCCGCAGUUUAACGAAGUACGGGGUUUGAUGGAUAAGCGGCGAGUCGAACGCAGAUAAAAUGGACAUGAAAACUGCGGUAUUUAAUGCGGCGAGAGAUGGUAAACUGAAACUUAUCCAGAAGUUGCUGAGCAACAAAACUCCGGAGGAGUUAGAGGCGCUUACCGAAGAGAAGACUCAAGGAGGCACAGCACUGUUGAUCGCCUCUCGAAAUGGACACUUGGAGGUAGUUGACUAUUUGGUCGAACAUUGUAAAGCAAAUGUUGAACUGGGGGGCUCUGUGAACUUUGAUGGCGAAACGAUCGAGGGCGCCCCUCCUCUGUGGGCGGCUUCUGCGGCAGGUCAUCUGCCAGUCGUUAGAACUCUCCUAAAGCAUGGUGCCUCUGUCAAUAGCACAACUUUGACGAACUCGACUCCACUGCGAGCUGCCUGUUUUGAUGGGCAUUUAGAGAUCGUUCGAUACCUUGUCGAACAUCGUGCAGAUAUGGAGGUAGCUAACCGUCAUGGCCACACUUGCCUAAUGAUCUCAUGCUACAAAGGCCACCGAGAGAUAGCCAAGUUCCUUUUGGAGAGGGGGGCAGAUGUGAAUCGUAAAAGUGUUAAGGGCAACACCGCCCUACACGAUUGUGCAGAGUCUGGUAGCUUAGAAAUUAUGAAAAUGCUGAUGAAAUGUAAUGCUCGAAUGGAAAAAGACGGCUAUGGCAUGACCCCUCUUCUUGCCGCUAGUGUCACCGGCCACACCAAUAUUGUGGAGUACCUCGUUCACCAGCCACGGGCCUCAAGGGAGGAGCGUGUUGAUGCCCUCGAACUGCUCGGCGCAACCUUUGUAGACAAGAAACGUGACCUGUUGGGAGCCAUGCGAUACUGGCGCCGGGCCAUAGAAUUGCGGCAGCCCGGAGACAAGACUAGCUCACUAUCGAAGCCCCCUCCUGGACCACCGGUGCCUGCUUAUGACUGCGCCCGAGAGGUGAGCUCUGCAGAGGAGCUGGAGGCUCUCAUUACUGACCCUGAUGAGAUGCGAAUGCAAGCAUUGCUGGUGCGUGAGCGCAUCCUUGGUCCCUCACACCCAGACACAUCAUACUACAUUAGAUACAGAGGAGCUGUCUAUGCCGACUCCGGCAACUUCGAGCGCUGCAUCAGCCUGUGGAAGUAUGCCCUGGAGAUGCAGCAGAGCAACCUGGAUCCCCUCAGUCCGAUGACGGCCAGUAGUUUUUUGUCGUUUGCAGAGCUUUUCUCCUUUGUCCUGCAGGAUCGUGCCAAGGGCACCUUGGCCACACGAGUCACUUUCCAAGACCUGAUGAGUGUUCUGGCCAAGAGUGUGCGGGAGGUGGAGAGGGCCGUGGCCCAGCGUGACAACCCCCCGGAGGCCUCCCAGUUCACCAAAGCGCUGUCCAUCAUCCUGCACCUGCUGUUCCUGCUGGAGAAGGUGGAGUGCUGUCCCGAGGAGGAGCACCGCAAGCGCCAGACGGUCUACCGACUGCUCAAGCUCAACCCGAGGGGGCGCGCCGGCUUCACCCCACUGCACAUGGCUGUGGAUAAGGACACCACAUCUGUGGGCCGCUACCCUGUCGGCCGCUUCCCUUCCGUGGCCGUGACUGCGCUGCUGCUAGAGUGUGGCGCUGAUGUGGACUCCCGCGACUGUGACAAUAACACACCCCUCCACGUCGCCGCCAGCAACGGCUGCCCUGAGAUCAUGGGGCUGCUGGUGCGAGCAGGGGCCCACUUCGACGCCACCAACUCUCAGUGCAAGAGUGCCUACGAGCUGCUGGAUGAGCAGAGCAGUGGGCGCCACGCGCUACACCCACUCAGCUAUGUCACGCUGCAGUGCCUGGCUGCACGUGUCAUUGAAAAGCACAGACUGCCCUACAAGGGACUGAUCACCCAGGAAUUAGAGGCCUUCAUUGAGCUGCACUGACCUUACCUGCCUAGGUCCCCUUCAUCUCCCCCCUCACCUCCCUGCUCCACCAGUACCUCACUACCUGAUCACUUCCCCCUCCUCUCUUGCCUCCCCCCCCUUCUAGUCUAUGCCACAUCCCUCUUGUCCCUCUGAGCCUACCCAAACCCUUGCUCAGGCUUAGACCAAAUGAAAGCAAUAAUCCCAGGCCACUAAUCGCAAAAUAAUGAAAGGAUUUCUAUUUUCUCGCCAGUGUGUGUUGAAAUCUUUUCUUUUAUUUCUAUGCCUGCCUCUGGACUUUACUUUUGGGGUAGAUGGUGCAUAGUUGGAUGUGCUGUGGUGCUCUUGCAGCAAGCAGAUGGGUAGAUUUUUUGUUUUGUUUUAUGAUCGCAUUUGCAUUACACUGCUCAUUGAUCAAAUGGUCUCCCUCCCAGACUGUGACGGGAGAUCAAUUUUGCAUUGCCAGUGAUUUCUUUGUAAUGUAUUUAAUUCUUAAAGUUAUGGCUUUCAGUUUUGGAUCUGGGCUUUGUAGUUUCAAAUAAGAAUGAUAGACGUUAUCCUUUUCAAUCUUUUGCUGCAUGGGCAUGGGUACGAAGAACUUGAGUGGCUUGAAUUGUGUGCUUUAUUCUGCCUCUCUUCCAAUGCUAGUGAUUUUAAUGAACAUUAUCAGGGCAAAGCGGUUUGCUCAUACACACCCCUCAAUCUUAUCCAGAUAUUUUCUCUCAUUUUGUUUUACAGUUAUUGGAGUGUUUUAGAGAGAGGAAAAAAACUGUGCCAAACUAUUUGCCUCAUCUCGUCACUUGUUCUGUCUGUUGAUGGUGAUUUCCCCAGCCAUUAUAUUAUGCUGAAUGACCAGUUCUGUUCUGAUAGUCUGGGCCAGCCCAAACUGCCUGUAGCGCUAUAUUGUAUUUCACAUUCAAGUCCGUCAGGCCAAUCUGCCUAGAGGCUGUUGCUUUGCCCUAAAAAAUUGGACACAAAUGAAAAAUGAAUGCUAUGCGUUCAACAACGGAAUCAGUGGGGAUUGGCUGUAACUAGUCAGUAAUACACAGAUGCACAUGAAAGGUGCCACUUGAUUCCUCCCCGACUUCCCUUCUAUGGGAGGUUUGACAGACCAAGCUCUAUUCAUGAGCUUGGUGUGACAACCAGGCUAAUAAUGUUGAGAAGUGAAAACACUCUAUGGUCACCCUCUGUCACAUCUCUGCUGGUGUCCUCGGUUCACCAAAGAGAAGUAAGACUUGCUGGCCCGAAGAUGGCUGGUUGCAUAAUAGGAUUGAUAGUUUUGCACUCCAUAAAAUGCUAUUUAAUUUUUUUAGGACCUGGCACUUUACCCAUCAUAGUCAUCAUCAUCAGUUGCUGACGUUACAUGGAAAUCUAUGCAUUAUCAUGUUGAAAUGUUGUUUUAUUAUUAUCAGUUGUAUGUACCAAGGACAACAGUUUUGGCAACCUGGUUUACAGGGUAUGGUAAUGACUUUACAUCUGCACCCUAGUCUUAUUUUACCCCACUUAUGUGUUUGUCAACUGAGUUGUUAUCUGUGUGCAGUGUGUGAACACUCACAUGUAUGCGCGUGUAUGUGUUUGUGUGUGAGAGAGUUCAGUAUAAAUCCCACAUGGUUUGAAAGCACUUUGUCAAAAUUCUAAUCCCUUUCUUCUAAACCAGGGAUAUCCUCAACAACUCCAAACUGAUUAAUUUAAUUUAAAACUAUUACUGCAAAACACAAGAAAAAAAAGUGUUUUGAAAUGUCUGAAUAAAAUUCAGUAUUUCAAACGAGAA